AAUACGGACCAUUUAGUAAUUUCACUCUAUUUUUCAAAGAACAAAAACUCAAGAAGAAAAUAACGAGGUCAGUAGGGGAGUAAAGGACCUUCAACUCUACAAAAUCCCUAAUCACACAACAGUAACCACCAACUUCACAGCAAAAAUAAUUUCAAAUAAAUUUCCAUCUUUGGGUAUUUGCCGCUCCUUUGAUUUUUACCACAUAUAUUUUUACAGCUCUACGCUUUCUAAAUCUCUGUUGAAUUUCCAAUCCUCUUUUUAUUCUUCCAGCAGCUAUGGAUUCGCCUUGGAGAGCAUCUCAGACUUCUUUGCCGAAUUAUGGUGAAACUAAUGGUUCAAUUCCGCUGCAUCCCCAACCGCUUAAUGUGGCCCCCAUCAGCUCUGUUCCAUACACUGGCCCUCCUCUACCAUAUGGUUAUCAUGCUUCAUCUUCACCAGAUAUCAAUGCUGGAUCGUCCAGACAUAUCAACUCUCAGCAGCAUGCUGGGGGUCAGCCUGCAAUGAUUUUUUUCUCUUCUUGUCCAGCCAGAGAGGAGUGGGACGAUCUUAUCAAUCAUGCUAAUGGAGGGGUUGCCCUUACUGGUUCAGCUUUGUUGGGAAAGGUUGGGCCACUCAUUGGUUCAGUUGAUAUAGCUGAAUCUGAAGAUGCUUAUGCAUUCCGCAUUUCACUCCCUGGUGUCGCAAGGGAUGAAAAAGUCUUUCGUUGUGAUGUUGGACCGAAUGGGAGAAUUCUCAUAAAAGGGGAGAGUGGGACCGGAGAGAGCAAAGUUUGCAGGGAGAAUAUGGUUUUCAAGAUGCAAACUCAGAACUUAUGCCCACCGGGUGAAUUUACUGUUUCAUUCCAGCUACCAGGUCCAAUUGAUCAUCUAAACUUGUCUUGUGUUUUUGGAUCUGACGGGAUUUUUGAAGGCGUUGUGAAGAAAAAACCACAGGUCCUUUAAGGGGCAGUGACAUAUUUAGAUCAAAACCUUUCAUCUUUAUGGUAGGGAGAAGCCAAAUUUAGAAGACCAGGAGCAAUGCUGCAGUUGACUCCGGGACCUUUGUGUAGCUUUUAGCCUUAUUUUGCAUCAUGCUUUAGUUCAUUUGUGUGUAUGCCGUCUAGUUGGUUCCAUUGUUGAGACUUACUAAGGGUGUGGCUGCCCAAACUUGGCCACUUCUACAGAAUGGAAAGAUUGGGCUCAAACUAAUAGAUUUUGUGUUUCGUAUUUAAAGACCAAGUAUUUUGUCCUUUUUUUAA
Messenger RNA from Capsicum annuum, 1237 nucleotides. Its product is annotated as alpha-crystallin domain-containing protein 22.3. The record is from RefSeq and is a predicted model, not a curated record. The transcript is spliced from 4 exons. Gene Ontology annotation, cellular component: nucleus. NCBI's taxonomy places the organism in Eukaryota, Viridiplantae, Streptophyta, Magnoliopsida, Solanales, Solanaceae. The coding region runs from base 276 to 941 and encodes 221 amino acids.